AUGCUCUUUAAAAUUGGUACUUCAAUUACCAUUGUGAUAGCCACAACCUUGCCGCUUUCCCCACUCGAACGCAGUUUAACUCAGGACGAUGCUAUUUUCUUCGGUCUUAAUGGCCAAGUGGAUGUAGUUCCUCGGACUGAAUUCGUACGCUACGCGAAAAGCCUGCCACUUGCCACGGAGGAGCAACACAUUUUCAAUGUUUCCACUCCGAGCUUAGAUAGCGCCGAAAACAAGCCCAGCCGAACUAUUACCUCUCGAUGUUCAAAAGAAACCGUAUGGGCUUUGAAUCCAGCGCACACAUUCGUCGGCUGGGAUGUCCUCAUGUCAAGCGUCGUCAAGGCGCCACCAAACAAUAGCAUCUCAAUCAACGUUGAGGAGGGCCACUGGAUCACAUCGAAACUUAGCGCCUCUUCUUCUACUACAACCAAGCUAAUAGAAAAAUUCUUAGCAGACGCCUUCAGUACCUCUUCCGAUGGCAGCUGGAGUACAUCACAUUCAACGACUUUUAGUUUCGAAGUACCAGCAGGAAAGUAUGGGGCAAUCGUCAGUAACCCUUUGACCACAGUACAUGAGGGCCAUGUGGACGUGGGCUGUAUAGGUCAGGCUGAGCGGACGGAAUUUGUGAGCCACACUUAUCAGAGUAGAGAUUAUUUCAACUUGAAAUGGGUAGAGGGCGUUAUUGGACUUUGUGUGGGUGAUACGCUUCCUCUGGCUCGAUGCUACGGCCCAGGGAGCCUGGGAGGAGUUGAAAGCGGGUAA
Messenger RNA from Blumeria graminis f. sp. triticale, 759 nucleotides. NCBI's taxonomy places the organism in Eukaryota, Fungi, Ascomycota, Leotiomycetes, Helotiales, Erysiphaceae. The record is from the annotation of a GenBank genome assembly.